Messenger RNA from Beauveria bassiana ARSEF 2860, 2694 nucleotides. RefSeq names its product eukaryotic translation initiation factor 5A. The transcript has 14 exons. Gene Ontology annotation, molecular function: RNA binding; ribosome binding; translation elongation factor activity. Gene Ontology annotation, biological process: positive regulation of translational termination; positive regulation of translational elongation; translation. Gene Ontology annotation, cellular component: ribosome. Bases 1 to 2694 code for a protein of 897 amino acids. The record is from RefSeq and is a predicted model, not a curated record. NCBI's taxonomy places the organism in Eukaryota, Fungi, Ascomycota, Sordariomycetes, Hypocreales, Cordycipitaceae.
AUGUCUGCUGAGGAGCACGAUGUUACCUUCGAGUCCGCCGAUGCCGGCGCGUCUCUUACCUUCCCUAUGCAGUGCUCUGCUCUGCGUAAGAACGGUUUCGUCGUGAUCAAGGGCCGCCCUUGCAAGAUUAUCGACAUGUCCACCUCCAAGACCGGCAAGCACGGCCACGCCAAGGUCCAUCUUGUCGCCACCGAUAUCUUCACUGGCAAGAAGUACGAAGAUCUCUCUCCCUCUACCCACAACAUGGAUGUUCCCAACGUCAGCCGUCGUGAGUACCAGCUCCUUGAUAUCUCCGACGACGGCUUCCUUUCCCUCAUGAACGACGACGGUGACACCAAGGAUGAUGUCCGCAUGCCGUCCGACGGUGAGAUCGCCGACAAGAUCAAGAAGCUUUUCCAGGAGGAGGAGAAGGAUACCAACGUCAUCAUUCUCACCUCCAUGGGUGAGCAGGCUUGCGUUGAAGCCAAGGAGGCUCCUAAGGGCAAAUCUAUCUACGGAUUCAGCACAAGAAUGGUUAAUCUGUUGACGUCCGUUUGUCUCAGACUUCAAGCACGGUUUGCGCUCUUCUCAUGCGAGUUUGCGACGGCCGCCCUGCCAGAAUGGCGAGGUCCCGCUGAACGCAAACUCCUGCACGCCAACGGCCGGCGGGCCGAACCUCUCGCUCACAACCUCAUCCACCUAGCAGCAAACAUUGCUUGGUUCUACACAGAAUCCCAGCAGCCAUAUACUAUGACCUUCGGAACCAGGAUUUUAGAAAGGGAAUUCCUCCAGCCAUUUUGGCUUGACGAUGGCAUGCGGUACUGCGCCCGGGGCCAUCAGGUUGAGGGAUAUGUCCAAUUUGAUGUUGGUGAUGCAGUCGACGCUGGCAUGAUCGGCACAGUUUUCAAAAAGCAAAAAGCUGUCAAGGAAAAGGAAAAGCGACAGCUCACAGGCGAGGCUGGUAAACUGCUGUACCUUGAAGCGCUCCAGCUACUACUGCGCAUGCAGGUUCUAUGGCUCAUACAGGAAAGAGGACACAGAGAGGAGCUAGAGACUGUCGUCCGAGACUUGUGGGAUUUGCGCAUCCGCGGCGCGACGGCGUUGGGGCAGGGCACUGCUCCAGACGCGAAUGCAGAAGACGUCCUGCAAGUCUUUAGCUCGCAACCGUCCAUUAUUGAGCCCACGAAGCUUUGGACUUCUAAAUCCAAAGCGCAAGACUGGGGCACUGAUCGCGGACUUGGCUGGCCUAUGCCAAGUUUGAGCGACACUCUGGCGCUGUGUUACUUGGGAUGCUAUCUUCUGAGAAUACCAACACGCCUCGGCGAGCUCAUCAAGUGGGCAAAUGACCGCCAUCUCCCAUAUCGAAAUGCCUUUCAGCAACUGCCCACCGAGAUGCAAGAACGAAUGCCAUCCAACUACAUCAAAUUAUUGAAAUUGCCAAUGCGGUCGGCUUUAGAGGGUGCUCAGGCAUAUUCAGCAGUAAUGGACUUGGCUUGCUCAUAUCAUCUCAACUACAACAUGUUAUUCCCGGAUCUCAAUUACAUGCCAAUUUUGGUCCAAUAUGCCAAGCUGCUAGCAUUACCAGUGGAAUGUAUUGUUGCUGUCCGGAGAAUAUGCAACGCCCUUGGCUACCGAUUCCACUUGCCAGUACAAAGUACACGAGUCUAUCCUCUUCACAAUCCAGAGGUUCGGCUCAUUGCCUUACUCAUCGUUGCUACGAAACUAUGUUUUCCUUUUCAUGGCGGUAGUCCAUUGACCGUGUCCGAUGAUGGCCUGAUUCUGCCAUCAUUCGAUUGGAACAGCUGGGAAUCUGCCAGAGGCCAACCAGAGCCGGACAAAGCACGCACAUUCAAUGGCGUGACGCCCAGUGACGUCGCCAACAUGACAGACGACGAUCUCGAUGCCUACUAUCGUCACAUUGCAAGUUUUCUUGAAACGAAGAAUACGAAUCCAGUUACGGCUUUCUUCCCGGUCGAGCCGGAACCUGUGCCUGAUCCGGUACGCGCAGACCCGACACCUGAAGAAGUGGAUGAUAUGGCGCGCACAGUGCUGCAAAGUGCUGUGGGAAUGCCAAACACAGAGGUGCCUAAUCAGUAUGCCUACGAAGCAUAUCGACAGGUUGACGACCUCUCGCCAAUGGCUAAAUGCUUCUACAGUGCUAUUAGCUCAGCUGCAGAAGUUACACUUGACACCACGGUGCGCGCCGUGUACAUGCUUGAGCAAGCUAUUGUAGCGUGGCAAAAGGCCGAGGCGCCCGUCGAACCGAGUGCACCGAGUCGCAAUCCCGAACCGAUCGCUUUGGAGGAUCGAAGUACUGACAAGAGUCCCAAUGACAGCUUCGUGAAGACCCUGACGGGCAAGACCAUCACCCUCGAGGUCGAGUCCUCGGAUACCAUUGACAAUGUCAAGUCCAAGAUCCAGGACAAGGAGGGCAUCCCCCCUGACCAGCAACGUCUGAUCUUUGCUGGCAAGCAGCUUGAGGAUGGCCGCACUCUGUCCGACUACAACAUCCAGAAGGAGUCUACCCUCCACCUGGUCCUCCGCCUUCGUGGUGGUAUCAUUGAGCCGUCUCUGAAGGCUCUCGCUUCCAAGUUCAACUGCGAGAAGAUGAUCUGCCGCAAGUGCUACGCUCGUCUCCCUCCCCGUGCCACCAACUGCCGCAAGCGCAAGUGCGGUCACACCAACCAGCUCCGCCCCAAGAAGAAGCUCAAAUAA